AAGCCCAUCAAGGUCGUAUCACCUUGGUACAUGGUUGGUGUGGACCUCUUUGGACCUGUGAAAAAGUCGUCUAAGGGGAACAGAUAUUGUCUCACUUUGACCGAUUAUUUCACCAAGUGGGUUGAAGCAAGAACAUUCCCAAAAAAGACAGCAGCCAAUGUGAAGGAGGCCUUGAGGGACAUUUUCUUUACUCAUGGUUUGCCUGAAGUUAUCCUCACUAACCAGGGCACUGAAUUCAAGAAAGAGAGUUAUGGAGGUUCUUCCAAACAAUAUGGUUAGGCUGGAGACCCUGGAUGGAAAGCCCAAGCAUAUGAUGACCCCGUAUGCAUCACUGAAACCUCUGCGCUCGAGGACUCACCCUGGCUGGCCAAAGGAUUCCCCUUCAGCCCCUGUGCUUCCAGGAGAUGCUGAAAUGCUGACUUCAUCAUCGGAGGAGGAAACUGAGUGUCAUUGUUUCACGGACCAUACAUAUGCUGGCCCCACAUCACCCUGGAAAAAGGAGCUGCACCCCGACCAGAAACAACUGGAGAUCCCACGCCAGACCUCGGGGAAUGACUGUGGUGUUUUCAUGCUCAUGUACUCCCUCUGGCUCUGUACGGACACUACUUUUCACUACAGUGUGCUGGACAUGCAGUCAAUCCGGCGUUGGUGGUGUGUCCUUCUAAUGGAGCGCUUUGGCAUUGAAGGGUAGGACAACUUCUUGAAAUAUCUGAUGUAUUGUUUAUCAUGAUUAGUAACUGCCUGCGAUGAGGUGGCGACUUGUCCAGGGUGUACCCUGCCUUCCGCCCGAAUGCAGCUGAGAUAGGCUACAGCGACCCCCCGCGACCCCAAAAAGGGACAAGCGGUAGAAAAUGGAUGGAUGGAUGGAUGGAUUAGUAACUGUAAUCUGAAGAGCUUUUCUUCAAUUUCCCCAAAGGCAUGGCCAGAGGUUCUGUUAUUAGACAGACAAGGCGAGCGGCCUAUUGCAGGGCAUUCUUCAGCCAGUCUUUAGGGUAUCCAGAAACUCAGUCCAGGCCAUCGACUGCGUCAUCAAAGAUUAACUGAAUACAGUACUGGUAUGCCAUGACACAAAAGUGAAUAAAUUGUAUCAUACCUAUGUUGCUCCAUAAAAAAAAUGAUUGGAGAAAUAUGUAAGCUGGGGGAAAAAUAACUGGUUCAAAAAUAAUAAUCUAAUAACCUUUAUUGGUUUGUACCUUGAUGGGGUUUAAGAGCUUUUCACUAUAACAUGUCUACUUCUGAGGUGACCACCACUUGUGAUUAUAAUUGACGCUUUGUCC
Messenger RNA from Entelurus aequoreus (snake pipefish), 1277 nucleotides. RefSeq lists its product as uncharacterized. The coding region runs from base 194 to 691 and encodes 165 amino acids. NCBI's taxonomy places the organism in Eukaryota, Metazoa, Chordata, Actinopteri, Syngnathiformes, Syngnathidae. The transcript has 9 exons. The record is from RefSeq and is a predicted model, not a curated record.